CAUCCGUAGAGUCAAGAGUGCGUGUGCCUUGCCCUGUGACCGCCGCAACGAUCGAACAACUCACUGCUAUAUUCGUCAGGCCUCCUUUGGACAACACCCCAGAAUUUGUUCAAGGUUCAAAGUUGCCACUUUCCGGUCAGCUCCGCGACGCUGUCCUCGUUGUCCUUGCAACUUCCUUACCAAUCACCACUUUGCUGCGUCAGGGCCGCAAUCAUGAAUCCCGAAUACGAUUACCUUUUCAAGCUUCUCCUGAUCGGAGACUCUGGUGUUGGAAAGUCAUGCUUGCUGCUGCGAUUUGCCGAUGACACCUACACGGAGAGCUACAUCUCGACUAUCGGUGUAGACUUUAAAAUCCGAACCAUCGAGUUGGACGGCAAGACUGUUAAGCUUCAAAUCUGGGACACUGCUGGCCAGGAACGUUUCCGAACAAUUACAUCCUCAUACUAUCGCGGCGCACACGGCAUCUGUGUCGUGUACGAUGUCACCGACAUGGACAGUUUCAACAAUGUCAAGCAAUGGCUGCAAGAAAUUGACCGAUACGCCACCGAGGGCGUGAACAAGUUGUUGGUGGGCAAUAAGAGCGAUAUGGCAGACAAGAAGGUUGUUGAGUACAGCGUUGCAAAAGAAUUUGCCGACAGCCUCGGGAUUCCUUUCCUUGAGACUUCGGCCAAGAACGCCAGCAACGUCGAGCAGGCUUUCUUGACCAUGGCUCGCCAGAUCAAGGAGCGCAUGGGCAACACGACCGUCAACAAUAAGCCUACGGUGCAGGUCGGCCAGGGCUCAAAUGUGCAGUCCGGCAGUGCUGGCGGCUGCUGCUAGAGCCUUCCCAAUCCGAUAUCCUUUGCGCACUGUGUUGUUUUCAUGGCGUGGGAUGCGAGGUGGAAUGAUGGUGUGCGACCGCCAACAAUUCGCCACAUACACAUCCUCACGCACUCGUAGAAUAAUCAUAUUCGCCUCGCGUCUGUUUAGAUAAUCACGAUGGAUAUGCGACAUGGGGAAGCGCGUCCAAUGCUUCGCUCAGGUCUGGCUUGACCGAUGAAGUUAAGAUACGCAUAAUGAGAAAUGU
Molecule: messenger RNA, 1066 nt
Organism: Dissoconium aciculare CBS 342.82
Lineage: Eukaryota; Fungi; Ascomycota; Dothideomycetes; Mycosphaerellales; Dissoconiaceae
Product: small GTP-binding protein
Exons: 5
Coding region: 214-819 (201 amino acids)
Molecular function (GO): GTP binding; GTPase activity
Source: RefSeq, a predicted model, not a curated record